AUGUCCCCCUCUGGACAAACCACCUCAACCCUGGCCAGCUUCACCCCCCAUCCCGAUGACCAUCGCCGCCGCAAGAGGAACCGCACAAUGCAAUCCUGCCUGCCCUGCCACACAAACAAACGCAAGUGCAACCGAGGACGGCCGUGCGAGCGAUGCACCUCGCUCGGGAUCACUGGAAAUUGCGUCUACGAGACCGAGGAUCCAAGCGUGAUCAAAAAGAUUGACCUCAAAGACCCCGCAUGCGAGAUUGCCCGUCUGCGGGAUCGUAUUGCUGAACUCGAAGGGGUCGUCCGGAUCCUUAAGGGAAGACCCCAUCCCAAGCAACAGCGUCACCCUAAUGGUUCCAUCGGAGCCCAAUCCAGUCUGAAUAGCCCAACCCUCGGUCCAUCAAGUCCAACUUUCUCUCGCUCCCACUCUCAAUCUCUUGGUGCCUGGAGCAUCCAAGAUGACGGUAAUCAUCCAAUGUUAGACCUCUUCCAAUCUUCUUCUUCUCAUCGGAAUCGGGACAAUGACAGCUCUGAGCCCGUCUCACCAUCCUUUGGUGGCCUGAACUAUAGCCAUACGCGCCCGACGAGAAGUUCAAGCUUCAGGACCGAUCUGGGCUCACUAGUCGAAGAUCUCAAAGAAAACCAACGCCUCGAAAAUAUACCCUAUCUCCGACAGUCAAGUUGUCCACCCGGAAUGAAAUGCUAUGGAGAAGAUCAGAACGUGAUCGAGGACGACGAAGAUGGCCGGAAGAUGUUUCUCGGACACGCAGCAGGGGGAUCACUGCUGCGAAAGCUCCAAGGUCUAACCUCUCCCGAGCUCAAACCUCAUACCUUGGACUCUGACACCAGCCCGCCACGAAACGAAAUGAUUACUGCAAAAGUGGCCUACAUGGGUCUUUUUGGUGGUAAAAUCGGAAAGCGCUGGGCCUUCGAAACACCCGGAUCAGUCACUAGCAGUUCAGAUAUGAGAAAUGUAUUACUAGAUGCUUUGCCUUCCACAGCGUGCGCCCAACAGCUUUUGGAAGCAUUUCUUCAGGACGUGGAUUGUUUUUACCACGCAUGGCAUACCCCAACAAUCAUCGAUCUAUACCAGGGAUUCUUCUCGUCAUCAAGGUCGGAACAGGAGCGACUACCUUUCAGCAAAUUGAGUGUUAUCCUCAGCAUUCUCACCGCUACCUCCGACCUUGCGAGUCAUAUCAUAGAUGCCCCUCCAAUGAUGGUCGGGGAGGCCAAGGAAGACUACCAGAAGAGGUUGAAAACAUGGCGUUUCUCCUUCUCCAACAAGCUUGCCUCCUGUACGGUCCAUUCUCUCAAACUAGCCUCCUAUUUGGGGCACCCAUCGAUCGAGUGCAUCCAAGCUCAAUUAUUGCUCGUCCUUUACAUGGUCAAUAACGAUCGUUGCACUGAUGCGUGGUGCUUUAUUGGCGGCGUAAUCAAACAGGCUCAGUGUUUGGGCUUACACAUCGACCCAUCAAAACUCAAUCCACAUAUGCCCGUCCUUGAGCAGGAAUUACGUCGCCGGGUUUGGUGGUCAGUUCAGACGUGGGAUGUCUUCCUAGGCAUUGCAUUUGGAUGGCCAGCUGGUGUCACCUUGAGUGAUUCCGAUCUCCCCUCCGAUCGAACUGAGGACAGUUUGAUGGGACAAGCUCUGGCUACCCCUCCCAGCCUACCUCCACAAGGUGUCACAGAGCUAACGUUUCAUGUCUUCAACUGGGAGACUUGCCUUUACGCUCGUAACAUGAUGGAUAGAAUCUUUGGACAAGCUUCGUGGGGCUGGUGCAAGACAUCAGAGCCACCGAAGGGGCCAAAGUACGAACAUGUCGUCGAAUUGGAUACGACCAUCAAGACAUGGUAUAACCGUGUGCCAGCUGCGAUGAGAUUUGAACCAGACCCAAUCGAAGAGUACUCAGCCACCAAGCCAAGCGGGUCCUUUCAGCAGACGACCAGUCAAGUUUUUCAACCCUCGUCCACUGGUGUGGGUAUAGAUGAUAUUCGGCGGCGUGAACCGAUGCUGGCCAAACAGGCACUCUUAUUAUCGAUAUCUCAGAAUACAAUCCUUUUGCUGCUACAUCGCCCGUUCCUUAGCCUCUCAUUGGAAAAUUCAGCCGGUGCCACAGGACACCAAAUGUCGGAGGAGCAAUGCGUCAGGUCAUCUCAAGUGAUCAUCGAGGCCCAACGUUUGCUUGUAGAGCUCUUCCCGGCAACUCGAAGGAUGUGGUACGGCUGGUACCUCACAUUUCAUGCUGCAAUGACAUGUGCUUGGAUAUCCCUUCUUCGCACUCCAACCCAUCCGAUGUCUGGCCUGUCGCGGAAAUGUAUCACUUUGGGAAUCGAAACCUUUGAGCUGGCUAUCAAGACGCCCGAGAGCUUGCCCGAAAACUACCUUCGUGCCUGCUCUCAGCUACGAGCCAUCCGAAAUUACAGUAAUCGCAAAUUGAAUCCUCCCAAGGCAAUCACUUAUUCCACGCAUGUCUUCGGGCCCACGAGCUCUAUCUCACCACUUGCUUAUAGCCUUGCCCCUCGCGCCAUGAGUACGCUUGCUAGAAAUAUCGACAAGUAUCCAAACUUUGUAGAGCCUUCGGCCCGACUAAACUUCGGAAACGAGCAACAUAUGAUUGUCUUCGACGACCCGGCGAGCUCUUCACACUCUUUAACAUCCAAAGCAUCAUCCUAUCCCAAGGAGUCCUCCUCCCAUCAUAGUUCCUUAUCAAACUCUGAUGACAAAGCAAGCUGUUUAGACGAACCAAGUUCAGAUCCCCAACUCCACGCCCCAGUCCACCAUCCACCAUUCCGCUUUGACUCGAAUAACCAGCAAACUUUUACGCGGUUCACGCGAUCCGCGGAAGUUGGAAGUCAGGAUCACAAUAACGAUUUUUCUGUCGGCUCUGAUCCUUUGCACCGAUCUUCUGAUUCCUCAACCAAGCAUCGGUCCCAUCUCGCUCAUCCGGGAUCCAUGCACCCUCUCGACUCUUAUUCCACCAUCGGCCAUUUGACUCAGCCGCAACUCCCUCCAAUCCAUGGAUUUUCCUCUCCCGCCUCCGGUUCUGGCAUCGGCUUUUGUUCGGGGACCGCCUCUAGUACGGCGCCCCCGCUCUAUGCGGCCCAAUAUGCAAUGAACUCUCUUCAAUACCAAGACGUCAACGUGAAUAUGAACGUUCCCCUCUCGAUGUUGGUCAUGCAUCAUGUCAACUCGGCUGAAGAACAUGGCGAAUCCCAUCAUCCCAACGAGCAUUAUUCGUAUGACUCGGUGGGACAGAUCCGAGAGGAAAACCCGGCCAAUAACUUACUUUUUGGGAGCUAUCUUGGGGAAAAUUGA
Puccinia triticina is the source of this 3303-nucleotide messenger RNA. RefSeq lists its product as uncharacterized. Gene Ontology annotation, biological process: DNA-templated transcription; regulation of DNA-templated transcription. Lineage: Eukaryota; Fungi; Basidiomycota; Pucciniomycetes; Pucciniales; Pucciniaceae. The transcript has 10 exons. Gene Ontology annotation, molecular function: DNA binding; DNA-binding transcription factor activity, RNA polymerase II-specific; zinc ion binding. The record is from RefSeq and is a predicted model, not a curated record. The coding region runs from base 1 to 3303 and encodes 1100 amino acids.